GCAACAUUGGAUCAAGAAGUAUGUACUACGCACACGCACAUCAUUGACAGCAGCUGUAAUGGCGGCGGCAUCUUGAAAUUUAUGUCAAAAUAUCAGUUUUUUAAAUGCGAAUUACAGAAAAACUAUAGCUCAGCGUAAAAAAAUGUAUAGAUUGAAAAGUAAAUAAAAAAUAAAACAUAAUCCACUGUCCAAAUUUCAGACUAAUCCGACUAUCCUUACUAAUGUAAGUAAUUACCAAAAUAUUAUUUUAUAGAGAAAGGUGUGGAUACAAUAUAACGUUCCAGUUUUGUACUACUGCAUUAAAAAUGACUGACAGAAGAUUUGCUGAUGAAGAUGAUGCUCCUUACUCAAGACUGUUUGUAGUGGCAUCAAAAGAUUUAAGGGAAGAUGAUAUCAAAAGUGUUUUUGGUAAGUUCGGUAACAUUAAGGAUGUGUGGGCUGUAAAAGACAGAAAUUCUGGCGACUAUAAAGGAAUAUUUUAUGUAAAAUAUUAUAAAACUGCUGAUGCAGCUCUGGCCCUUGAAGAGAUGAGAGGCACCAAUUUAGGUGGAAGACCUCUAAAAGUAAUGAUUGCAAAUAAUCGUGAAGCAGGUCAGGACUCCAAAGCUGAUAUUGACGAGGAAGAUCUCAAAAGAUUGUUCAUUGUGGUGUCAAAAACAGCAGAUGACAACGAAAUCCAUAACCACUUCAAACAAUUUGGUCCAUUAGUGUUUGCCUCUAUCGUCCACGACAGAGAAACUAAACAAAACAAACCAUUCGCUUAUGUCAAAUUUCACAAGUUUUCAGAUGCAGCCCACGCAGUAGACGAAUGUGAUAAGAAAUACAAAGCCGUUUUUGCCAAACCACGUAAAUCUAGAGCUGAGCUCCAGAGUCUUAGGUCUGAUCCAUUUCAAUUUACUGCUAGACCUGAAUUUUCGUCUUUGACAAGGAAUGAUAGAGCUCCCCCGAUGGAUUUCAAAGAGGAUGGUUGUUUUUCCCUAAAUGUAAUUGCCAGCUAUUCAGUGAACCAAAGUCAACUUUGGAGAUUAUUUGACAUUGUACCGAGUAUGGACUUUUGCCAGGUUCAAUAUGACGAAAACAAUCGCCAAUUAAAUAAAUAUGAGGUGGUGUUUAAAAACGAACAUUGGGCGCAAUAUGCCAUAGAAAAAUUCCACGGCUUCGAAUAUCCCCCAGGAGAACGGUUGAUUGUUAAAGCUAACACAGCAUUUGGAAGUGGUUCCAGCAACGGAAAUCGACAUAAACGGUCAGCAUCGGAUUUUAGCAACUCGUCUGAAAUUAUGAGACUUGCUGAAACAAUUGCCCAGGCUAAUUCACUGCUCCAACAGAAGACCGGAAUCCCAGCAGACAAUGCAAGAUCAGGUUUAUUACCAGAUCCAUACGAAAGCGUUUCGAUGUGUAGUAAACCAUUACCUCCUCGUCAACCAGUUUCAGAUCCCGAUGCAGAAGUUGUAGCAAGGUGUUUUGUGGUUUGCAUUCCAGUUGCCUUAAGUCCUGCAAUUCUUAAAGAUAUCUUCUGCAGAUUUGGAAAUUUGAUAGACGUGUACAUGGUUCAUCAUAAAAAUUAUGGAUUCGCCAAAUAUUCGUCGAAGCAAUCAGCAGAAAAAGCCAUAGAAGUAUUAAAUGGAAUAGAAAUGAAAGGCAUUCGCUUGUCAGUGGUUGAAGCACAAGAAAAAGCAAAUAAAAAACAAAAAAUGGACACAUUCAGUACAGAAAGUUCACCCCAAAAUAACAAAUUAUAACCAGUCUUUUGACAGCGCGAAGUUUUAUACCAAC
Messenger RNA from Diabrotica balteata, 1773 nucleotides. The record is from the annotation of a GenBank genome assembly. NCBI's taxonomy places the organism in Eukaryota, Metazoa, Arthropoda, Insecta, Coleoptera, Chrysomelidae.